UGCGCUUUCGUGUUUUCGACAACUUCCUUCCGUUUCACCGACUAUCGUACAUAGGUACCGACCAUGAUGCAGGAAGAUUCAUCUGAUUCGAACGGUGAGGGCGGUGAGCUGAACGCUAAUGAAUACGCAUCGAACACGACCAAGCGACAGGUGUAUUUGGAAUUCUCAGAGUUCAGCCCGGCGCAAAUUCGAAAGGUCGAAGACAUUUUUAACCAAUAUGAUGCCAAUAAAGAUGGAUACCUGUGUCGGAAUGAAUUGAAACGUAUGAUGAUCAAACGUCGAGUACCGUGGACUGAAAACUCUUUAAGUCAACUGAUCGAUGAUGCGGACAAAGAUAAAGAUGGAAAAUUGACKUUUAGAGAAUAUUCACUAAUAUAA
Molecule: messenger RNA, 378 nt
Organism: Diuraphis noxia (Russian wheat aphid)
Lineage: Eukaryota; Metazoa; Arthropoda; Insecta; Hemiptera; Aphididae
Product: EF-hand domain-containing protein D2-like
Molecular function (GO): calcium ion binding
Source: RefSeq, a predicted model, not a curated record